AUGAGCUCCCGGGAAAUCCCAGCCCCGCUCCCGGGGCGCUCCCGGCGCUCUCCCGCCCCGGUGGGCCCCACCCCUCCCAGGCGCCGUUGCCGCUUUAAGGCUCCCCUCGGGCGCGCGCUUCCCGCGGUUCAGCGCUCGGCCUCCGCCCCGCCCAAGGGGCGUGGUCACCUCCCAGCACAGCCAAUAGGAAGUUGCUCUUUCUGUGACGUCAUCGCGGCGCCGACGCGCUAUGGCGUACCCGGUGCAGGGAAUGCCCCCCCAGGGGUGGAUCCCGAGGCGUUUUCCUGGUUCCAGACCGUGGAUACGGAUCACAGCGGGUUCAUCUCCGUCAAGGAGCUGAAGCAGGCGCUGGUCAACAACAACUGGUCCUCGUUCAACGAUGAGACCUGUCUGCUCAUGAUCAACAUGUUUGACAAGACGCGGUCGGGGCGCAUCGACGUCUACGGCUUCUCCGCCCUGCUCCGCUUCGUCCAGCAGUGGAGGAGCCUCUUCCAGCAGUAUGACAGGGAUCAAUCCGGCUCCAUCAGCUUCAGCGAGCUCCAGCAAGCUUUCUCCCAGAUGGGUUACAACCUGAGCCCCCAGUUCAGCCAGCUGCUGCUGGCCCGGUAUGCCCAGCGUUCCCCCAAUCCCAGCAUCCAGCUGGACCGGUUCAUCCACAUCUGUAUGCAGCUGCAGAGCCUCACCGACGCCUUCCGGGAGAAGGACACGGCUCUGCUGGGAAAUAUCCGCCUCAGCUACGAGGAUUUCCUGGCCAUGGUGGUGACCCGCAUGCUGUGACAUUCCCCACUCCAAAGUUUGGGAAUUCUGGAGCUCUCCAGGAGCUUCAGCCAUCCUCAUCUUCCCUCUGGGAUGUGGCUGAGCCUCCUCUCUGCUCCCAAGAGUUCCCCCCAACCCCGGGGCCAAAUUUCCAGCUUGAUCCACCCCAAAUCCUGCUGGGUUGGAUUUCUUGUGUCCAUCCUGUGGGAGCCAAACCGGGACAGCCAAACCAGCUUAGAUCCCAAAUUCCAGCUU
This is a messenger RNA of Sturnus vulgaris (Common starling), 1011 nucleotides long. RefSeq names its product penta-EF-hand domain containing 1 (gene PEF1). The record is from RefSeq and is a predicted model, not a curated record. Gene Ontology annotation, biological process: COPII vesicle coat assembly. Gene Ontology annotation, molecular function: calcium ion binding. Lineage: Eukaryota; Metazoa; Chordata; Aves; Passeriformes; Sturnidae.